CUUUGCUUUUCCGGUUAAGAAUUAUUAAAAACCGAAGUGCCCAAGCGCAUUAUAACAAGUGUGAAAAUUAUAGCCGGCUUGGAUAAAAGCUUUGUAUUACAUUCGUUCGUAAAUUUGAAGCCGCAGCCGUUCAUUGUUGCUUCUGACACAAAGUAAACCUAUCAAGCGCCGCCAUGCUUGAUUGGGCUGGGAUAUUUCUACUGCUCCUGUUGGCCACCUGGUCGCCCUGUCAAACCGCGCAAAAUAACAACCUGCCGCAUCCCGGUUGCUCCUUUGCAGAUUCGCAUCUAAUCUGUAUGGAACAAAAUCUCGAAAUUCCAGCCGAUUUUGAUGUUGAUCUUAUUCCAUCACAGACAACGUCGAUAGGUAUCGCGUGUCCAACUUCUUACGAUUUCACUUACUGCAACGUCAUGCAUGAAAAUUGCGAGCCUAUUCCCGUUCGUCCUUUAAUAUACGGAGUUGGGCUGUACGGGUUCAGAGCCAGCGGAACUAAAAGAGCGCCUUACGAGGAAUUUUUACGGAACAUCAGACACCAGAUAAAGGCACUCCAGAUCUUUAACAGUCAAAUUGGCUACUUGGACAAGGAGUUCUUUCGGGGAUUUCAGUUGCUUUCUCACCUCAUGCUAUAUUUCAACGAUAUCCGCACGAUCCACCCCAAUGCCUUCCAGUUGUUAACAUAUCCCCAUGUCCCGGUGUUGAACGCGGGCGUUAUUCCGAGCCUUGAAUUUGUCGAACUGCAAUAUAAUGCCAUUCAAGAAAUCGAUUGGUCGGUCUUUCAGCCGGUCGCACAAACGAUUGUGAAAAUUUAUUUGCAAGACCAAAAUCCUCCCCUUAAAAGCCUCAAACGCAGCGGAAGCCACUUUUCGUUGUUUUUGCAAACCCUGGAUAUGAAGGGAAACAGUAUACAGACGGUUCCGAAGGAUAUUUUAAGCACUAUUAGCAGCUCUGAGCGGCCCAGUCCAUGGACAUCUGCAGAGUAUAAUUUUGAGGGGCAUAACCUUUGCCCAUCAAAAAGCGACUGCUCAUGCUGCGAGCUGGAGGAAUUUAUGGAAUGGACAGCUAACUUCCAGAAAACAACCUCAGGAUCCGGUCACACUGUGUACUUCACGUGUAAUGCAUCACGUUAUGAUCAAAGCACACGGUUUCCGCUCAACUUGCACAGCCACUGCCCGAAGUCAACAUUGCCCGGGAGAAAUACAACGUGUUACGAAACACCACCCGUUGAAAUUACAUGCCGAGAUAACGGAGAGCUGUCGACAAGCGAACCUGAUCUACCACGCAGCGACGCAUUCUCCCUUCGCGUUUCCGUAGCCAACGGUUUCCGCUGCCGCUUGUUUCUUUACGACAUUCACACGAAGAUUCUACAAAUGGCUGAAACCGUUCGAUCCACAAAGAAGUCUUCGGACACAGUAGCGGCGGUAUGCCGUAAGGGAAACAUUACUGUCGAUAUUUGGGAUGCUGAAGCGGCAGAUGUGACAGCGCUGACGAUGCACAGCGAUGCAAGUCCGUCAUGUCAAGAAAAGCUCCACCACUUCCUGGACUUUGUUUACACGCAGAAGCCUCAAAGUCUACAUAGCAGUAUCGUACCACCGGUUGUUCCUAUCAAUCGUUGGGUUGAUGAAUUCCAAAUCUGCACCGAUACACCGCCCUUAACCAUCACCUGCAACGAAACCACCGCGACAUUCAUGCCCAGCAAUUUUUCGUCCAGUCACACGACGAAGUUGGUCUUCGCAACUAACCAGAUUUUCCGGUGCAGAGUGAUUUUGAAUAACGUUCACAAGUAUCUGCUCGAGCAGAAUAAUACAGUUAUCGAGGACGUCGCCACGCAGCAGCAAUCUGCAGCUAGCUCCUUAAUUGCCGUUUGCCAAAAAGGUCGUGUUGUUCUGUCGAAAGGAGCACCGGAACAGUCGGCCUUCUCCACGCUGGAGUACUACACCGCGCCCAACCCAAUGUGUCGCAGUGCCUUUCAGAAGGUCGUCGGCCGCUUGGCAGGGAUGCUGGAUAUCGCCAUUCCAUUUUAGCAACGGAACUGCUUUCAGCUCGAACUUGUUUUCAGUUUUAUGGAUUGAAACUUUUUAGCAUUCAAGAACCUUAGCCGGUGACUGAUCCUGGAGUGCUGUUUUUGCAUUUGGCCUUUAAUUCGAGUAGUUUUCCAUAAUUCCAACGUGAUUCAAAGAUGCUAACAUUUUCGAAACUAAUUUCAACCAUCAGUUUACCAGAAAAUAUACUAUAAUUACAAUUUACAAUUUUUUUUGCAAGAUUCCUUUAAAGAAAGUAUGCUGUGAUUCCUUUGAAUAUAGUUUUUAACAGAAGAGCCUACACUA
Molecule: messenger RNA, 2324 nt
Organism: Paramacrobiotus metropolitanus
Lineage: Eukaryota; Metazoa; Tardigrada; Eutardigrada; Parachela; Macrobiotidae
Exons: 3
Coding region: 174-2021 (615 amino acids)
Source: RefSeq, a predicted model, not a curated record